AUGAAAUCGAGAACUAUUCGGCUAAAUAGCGGAUACGACUGCCCUCUGGUAGGCAUCGGAACGGGUGGCUUCAGAACCGGAGGUCCGCCGCAGGGAAAAGUGGCCAUUCAGUUGAUUCACGACGCUAUCGACUCCGGGUAUAGACAUAUCGACACCGCAUCCGCCUAUGGGAACGAGAAGGCCAUCGGACAGGCGGUCACUGAAGUGUUGGCCAAAGGAGUGAUCAAACGGCAAGAGUUGUUCAUUACAACUAAACUAAUGCCAAACCCAACCAACACUCGGGAGGAAACGCUAAAAUCAGUUCAAUUGUCGAUACAAAACUUGAACACAUCAUACGUGGACCUAAUGCUCAUACAUAUGCCAUCCGAUGAUGUGGCCGUCAAUGACAAAGUGUGGUCAGCUCUGGAGGAAGCCGUCGCUCAGAAAUUAAUCAGAUCUAUCGGUGUUUCCAACUUUAAUGCUCAACAAAUUGAUAGUCUGUUAAAGAAUGCGAAAGUAGUUCCGGCGAUGCUUCAGGUGGAGAGUCAUCCGCAGGUCAAUCAAAGACAACUCAUUAGUUAUAGUGAUAAACACGGUAUACAUUUGACCGCAUACUCGCCAUUAGGCGCCGGAACUCUCAUAAAGAAUCCAACGAUUGUCUCAAUCGGCAAAAGUCAUAACAAGUCUGCGGCGACAGUAAUGAUCAGAUGGCAGGUCCAGAGGGGUGUCGUCGCCAUCCCUAAGAGCCUUAAGUUAAAUUAUAUCAAAGAAAACAUCGAUGUCUUUGACUGGACUUUAACUGACAAUGAGAUGAAAGUUAAUAACACUAUUAAUGAAUAUGUGAUACUAUCUAUUGCUUUGGCUGAUGAUAAUGCUUCGAAGACAUUUCGGCUGAACAAUGGAGUUGACUGUCCGGUCAUAGGUCUGGGGACGGGUGGCUUCGAUGGCGCGCCUCAGGGAGAGCUCGUCAAACAGAUGGUGAGGGAUGCGAUUGAUGUGGGCUAUCGUCUCAUCGACACCGCAGCCUAUUAUGGCAACGAAGAGGCCAUCGGCGACGCCGUCAACAAAGUGGUCACGAGUGGCAAAGUCCGUAGAGAUGAGCUGUUCAUAUCGACCAAGGUGUUUUUGCUUAUCGGUCAAAGUAUACACAUAUCUCGGGCCGAAACCGUAGAGAACGUGCGAAUAGGGAUACAGAAACUGAACCAAACGUAUGUCGAUAUGAUUUUGUUUCACUUUCCCUCUGAAUCCGAUGAAAUCAAUCGCGAGGUCUGGAGUGGACUCGAAGACGCCCUAAACCAGGGUCUGGUUCGAGCGAUUGGUGUUUCCAACUUCAAUGUCCAACAAUUGGAAAGUCUGAUCCAAACGGCGAAUGUAUUGCCAGCGAUGAACCAAAUUGAAAGUCACCCCCAAUUGAGUCAAAGACAACUUCUGGACUAUUGUUCCCGAUAUAAGAUACGAGUGACCGCUUACUCGCCAUUAGGCGCCGGAACUCUUAUCUCAAAUUCCAAACUUAUUUCAAUUGGAAAUAAAUACAACAAAACUUCGGCACAAGUGAUGAUCAGAUGGCAAAUACAGAGAGGAGUUGUGGCCAUUCCUAAGAGCACUAAAGCUAAUAGACUUCGAGACAAUUUCAAUGUCUUUGACUUUAGUCUUACCGAUGAAGAGAUGAAUAUUAUUGAAAACAUGUAA
Messenger RNA from Medioppia subpectinata, 1668 nucleotides. NCBI's taxonomy places the organism in Eukaryota, Metazoa, Arthropoda, Arachnida, Sarcoptiformes, Oppiidae. The record is from the annotation of a GenBank genome assembly.